AUGGCAUCGCCAUCGGCAUCUCAUCCUAUGGAGCCUUGCCAAACGGUCGAUCCAUUGUGGAACCUGGCGAAGACUGAGGCUCUGCGGCUAUGUCGUGUGUAUGAAGAGGAGAUGGGGAUCAUGUAUCCAGUCCUGGAGCUCUCGGAACUUCUAGAUCAAGUCCACUUGCUCUAUGGACCGAUGGACCGUACAAUUGGUCAGGGACUACAUUCCAGUGGGCAAAAUGGACUUGAUCUUUGGUGGGGUGUCUUACUGUGGCAAGAAGCGAAACUCCGUCGAGAUCACGAUGCUGACCUCAACUUGCAGUCUAUCUUUUAUUUUCAAAUGCACGAAGAAACGCUGGCAUGGCGGACCAUCGGCAUCGUCGAGCGCAUGUACUUGGAGAAGGGUCUUCACCGGCAAGAAACCCUGGACCAGCCAGCUAUUGUGGCUGAGGGCAAGGAUCGCGUGCUUCGAUUGUUUUGGUCAAUCUACGUCUUGGACAGGCGCUGGAGCUUCGGGACUGGGAUGCCGUUUGCUUUGGAAGACACGGAUAUUGAUCCUUGGCUACCAGAGCCCGCAGAGAAAACACCCUAUCUUCGAGUAAUGAUUCGGUAUAGUCGCAUCGCCGCCAAAGUGUGGAAGUUCAUCUCGGCAUAA
Messenger RNA from Penicillium alfredii, 639 nucleotides. RefSeq names its product putative C6 transcription factor. The record is from RefSeq and is a predicted model, not a curated record. The coding region runs from base 1 to 639 and encodes 212 amino acids. Lineage: Eukaryota; Fungi; Ascomycota; Eurotiomycetes; Eurotiales; Aspergillaceae. The transcript has 2 exons. Gene Ontology annotation, biological process: DNA-templated transcription. Gene Ontology annotation, molecular function: DNA binding; zinc ion binding.